AUGUGCGAACUCAAUAUAUUUGAAGACCUUGAAGAGCGAGACGACGUCGUGGGCUUCUAUCGCGAUGAACUCGGGAAUGCGAUGCCCAACUUGUGCAUUACCUCGAAAGACACAAACAAGAAAAAGGGCAGGGCAACAAUGAAUGCGUUGGGAGAAAUGAUGAUCUACUCGCUGACCAACUAUGGCCGACCGGAUGUGCGCGCUCUCGAAGACAUUUGCUCUGCCGCGUUCAACGUUCCGAUCGUCGACACGUACAUCGAUCAGCUGCACGACGAGGGUUUGAGUCGUAAGUCUACUAAAGCGAUCCGUCGCGAAACGGGGCAAGCCCUCCGACGGUGGAAAAACGUCGACCACAUUACUGGCGUUCCGGUCAGAGCAAACAGCUGCAACCUUCGACUCCAUCCCAAAUCGUGGCAGCCGAAGUCAAUCCACCGUAGCAAACAGGACUGUAGUGAAUGA
Phytophthora nicotianae INRA-310 is the source of this 459-nucleotide messenger RNA. RefSeq lists its product as hypothetical. The record is from RefSeq and is a predicted model, not a curated record. Lineage: Eukaryota; Oomycota; Peronosporomycetes; Peronosporales; Peronosporaceae. The transcript has a single exon. Bases 1 to 459 code for a protein of 152 amino acids.